Molecule: messenger RNA, 1350 nt
Organism: Clavispora lusitaniae ATCC 42720
Lineage: Eukaryota; Fungi; Ascomycota; Pichiomycetes; Serinales; Metschnikowiaceae
Product: SEC14 family lipid-binding protein
Source: RefSeq, a predicted model, not a curated record
AUGACAUAUGUUCCAAUUCACCAAGGACGAAUCUGGUCUCUCACAAAUGAUCAAGAGAUCGCUUUGAAAAAAGUGUGGGGAAUCCUCCUCAAGCACUGUGGCUAUCCCAUAAAUAUCUCCAUAGAAAGUAUUGAAAAAGGCGACCAGCUAGUGGCUUCAAUAACAGACGUUCGCCUGAUUGGCGAUCCCGAGCUGAUAGGUUCUCGAAGUAAGGAAACUUCCACAAUGGAAUCUCAUUCAUCCACUCUCACACACACAUCUAUUUCAAGUAAUGUCCGAAGUGUUUACUAUGUUUUGGAGACAGGAGGCUGUGAUAAUGACGACGACGACAUUUUCUCUUUAUAUCAACUGGAAGGUUAUUCCAUGUUGAAAAAAUAUGCGCCAGAAAUUUUACACAAGAGUUUAUGGGCACUGGGCAGAAACGACAACACUGACAACUAUUUGCUUCGAUUUCUCAGGAUAUCGAAAUUCAACUACAAAUCUUCUUUGAGUUGGAUAGCUCAUAUUCUUGAUUGGAGACACGCCAAGUACAAUGUUGAAGAUAUCCUUUUCAAAGGUGAUGCUCAUAUCUUCUUCGAGCUGAAAUCCCCAAAUUUAGUUGAUGUUUUCCGGAGAAAUGAGAUGUAUGUCCGUGGAGUUGCCAGAAGUGGUAGCCCCUUAAUCAUAUUCAGAGGGGCCAAACAUAAGAGAGGGCGAUGUACGGAUGCACAGUUUGAGAAAGUUAUUCUUUUAUGCAUAGAAUGGGCAAGAUUGGGAUUUCUGGAAUAUAAACAAGGUGUGGACCAGUUUCAUGUUAUCAUUGAUCUCACAGGCUUUACAAUGAAACACGCAGACUUCCAUGGCGUCAAGUUUGGGAUCAGAGCAUUUCAAAAGUACUUCCCUGACUCGCUUGAAAGAUUACAGAUUCACAAUGCUCCUCGCGUUUUUAGCGCAAUGUGGAAAAUCUUGGAACAUUGGAUGAAACCUCAUUUACGUGAAAGGAUCUCCUUUACAAAAUCGAUUGGGGAACUAACGAAGUACAUUGACCCGAAGUAUAUUCCUGCUGAUAUUGGGGGAGCAGAACAACAUCCACCAGCAUACAUUGAGCCUACCUUCUUUAAUUGCCAAAGAAAGACUCCAGAUGAAGCAUUCUACUCUCUUACAAAGGAGAGAGAUGAACUUACAGUCAAAUUCAUCGAAUCAACCAUUAAAUGGAUCGAGGCAACAACAAGCGAAGAGUCCAAAAUGCAUCUUAUCAACAAGAUCGAGAUCUCAAGAGCGCGGGCAAUUAAUUAUAUCAAUCUAGACCCAUAUUUGAGAACAAGGGGCAUUCCUGACAGGAACGGUGAGGUGGCAAUCAUUUCAUAUUAG